This is a messenger RNA of Medicago truncatula (barrel medic), 3423 nucleotides long. Its product is annotated as pentatricopeptide repeat-containing protein At1g52620. The transcript has 2 exons. Gene Ontology annotation, molecular function: protein binding. Bases 163 to 2631 code for a protein of 822 amino acids. The record is from RefSeq and is a predicted model, not a curated record. NCBI's taxonomy places the organism in Eukaryota, Viridiplantae, Streptophyta, Magnoliopsida, Fabales, Fabaceae.
UUAUAAAAUUUCAACAUCUUCACUAUAUCGGUUCCAUGGCCAUGGCUCUUUCCUACCAAAAGAAUGAACAGGAGAAGAAUGCUAGUUCUUCUUCUUCUUCUUCAUCAACUUUCUGCUUUCAUAUAAAAACCCUAUGACCCAUUUCAUCCCUUGAAAAAUCCAAUGUCAAAGUCCAUUCUUUCUCUCAUCAAACCUCAUCACCACCCAAAACCUUCAUCAUCUUCCUCUCUUCCCCCACACAUCAAAACCCUAAUCCACGACGUAAUCCAAAUCCUCAAAACCAAUCAAUCUCACCAUUCUCUCCAAUCCCGUUUUGCCGAAUCCCAAAUCAUCGUUUCCAACGUAGCCCAUUUCGUCAUUGAUCGAAUUCAUAACCCUCAACAUGGUUUAUACUUCUUUCACUGGGCUUCCACAUUACCCUUUUCUUCUCCUCUCAAUAAUGUUGCUUAUUCUUCACUUCUCAAGCUUAUGGUAAAGUAUAGAUUGUUUUCCGAGAUUGAAAUUGUGUUGGAGGAUAUGAAAAAUCGAAACUUUAAACCUACGCUUGAAGCAUUGAAUAGUGUUAUUUGUGUUUAUGCUGAAUAUGGGUUUGUUGAUAAAGCAGUGAAGAUGUUUUAUAUGGUUUGUGAAUUGUAUAAUUGUUUUCCAUGUGUUGUUGCUAAUAAUUCUUUGCUUAAUUGUUUGGUGAAAAAUGGGAAAGUUGAUGUUGCCUGCGAACUGUAUGAUAAAAUGCUUGAGCGGGGUGGUGAUCAUGGUUUGGAUUUGGUUGUUGAUAAUUAUAGUAUUGUGAUUGUGGUGAAGGGUUUGUGUGAUGUUGGGAAGGUUGAAGAAGGUAGGAAGUUGAUUGAUGAUAGAUGGGGGAAUGGUUGUGUUCCGAAUGUAGUGUUUUAUAAUGUGAUUAUUGAUGGGUAUUGUAAGAAGGGUGAUUUGAAACGUGCUACUAGAGUUUUUGAGGAACUGAAAUUGAAGGGUUUUUUGCCGACGCUAGAAACUUAUGGGGCUUUGAUCGAUGGGUUUUGUAAGGCGGGAAAGUUUCAAGUAGUUGAUCAACUUUUGAAUGAAAUGAAUGUGAUGGGAUUGAAUGUGAAUGUAAAAGUGUUUAAUAGUAUUAUUGAUGCGAAAUACAAGUAUGGUUUGGUGGACAAAGCUGCCGAGAUGAUGAGAAUGAUGACAGAGAUGGGCUGUGAGCCAGAUAUCACGACUUACAAUAUUUUGAUUAACUUUUCAUGUAGCGGUGGAAGGAUUAAAGAAGCUGAAGAGUUCUUAGAGAGAGCAAAAGAAAGGACGUUGUUGCCAAAUAAGUUUAGUUAUACACCCCUCAUGCAUGCUUACUGUAAACAAGGGGAUUAUGUAAUGGCAUCCGAUAUGCUUUUUAAGAUUGCUGAAACAGGAGAUAAACCGGACUUGGUUUCUUAUGGAGCUUUUAUCCAUGGAAGUGUAGCUGGUGGGGAAAUCGAUGUUGCACUGAUGGUCCGAGAGAAAAUGAUGGAGAAGGGUGUAUUUCCUGAUGCUCAGAUUUACAAUGUUCUGAUGAGUGGUCUCUGCAAGAAAGGAAGAUUUCCUGCUGCCAAACUACUACUUUCAGAAAUGCUUGAUCUAAACUUACAACCUGAUGCGUAUAUGUAUGCCACCUUGGUAGACGGGUUUAUUAGAAACAAUGAACUUGACAAGGCAACAGAGCUUUUUGAAGUCGUAAUGAGUAAGGGUAUAGACCCUGGCGUUGUGGGAUAUAAUGUCAUGAUUAAGGGUUUAUGUAAAUGUGGAAAGAUGACUGAUGCUGUGUCAUAUGUAAAUAAGAUGAAAAUUGCAAAUCACGCUCCAGAUGAAUACACUCACUCCACAGUUAUAGAUGGAUAUGUAAAGCAGCAUGACUUAGAUAGUGCACUCAAGAUGUUUGGACAGAUGAUGAAACAGAAAUACAAACCAAAUGUAGUUGCCUACACCUCCUUGAUCAAUGGAUUCUGCAAGAUAGCAGAUAUGAGCAGAGCUGAAAAAGUUUUCAGAGCGAUGCAAUCUUUUAAUUUGGAGCCUAAUGUUGUCACAUACACUAUACUUAUUGGUGGUUUUAGUAAGACCGGUAAACCUGAAAAGGCAGCAUCUUUUUUUGAGCUAAUGCUGAUGAACAACUGUCUUCCAAAUGAUACUACAUUCCAUUACCUGAUAAAUGGUUUAACAAAUAUUACAAACACUACACUUCUUAUUGAGAAAAAUGAGGAAAAUGACAGGUCCUUGAUUUUGGAUUUCUUUGCAACGAUGAUAUCAGAGGGAUGGAGUCAAGUGAUUGCCACGUAUAAUUCUAUUAUCGUUUGUCUAUGUAAGCAUGGAAUGGUCGACACUGCCCAGUUGUUGCAAACUAAGAUGCUAAGGAAGGGGUUUCUUAUGGAUUCUGUAUGUUUCAGUGCCUUACUGCAUGGCUUAUGUCAAACAGGAAAAUCAAAAGAAUGGAGAAAUAUUAUAUCUGGCGAUCUCACUAAGAUUGAUUUCCAAACUGCAUUCGAGUACUCCCUGAAAUUAGACAAAUACCUGUAUGACGGAAAGCCAUCAGAGGCUUCAUAUAUUUUACUAAACUUGAUUGAAGAUUCCAAGCUUUCUGAUCAACAAGGCGAAGUUCAAAGAGUUACAAGCACAUAGUAAAGAAAUUCCCAUACUUCAUUUGGAAAUUCUACAAAGAUAUAGGCUGAUCGACUCAACAGUCUCAUACAUCUCAUAUAUGAAUGCGUACAAAAGGAGGUUUACAAACGUCCAUUUUUCGUUAUGCUUGGUGAAAGCACUUGGCGAAGAGACAAUGCAAGUUAUCUUCUGCUAAGCAUUUUGUGUGAAGAGGCUAUGAGUGAUUAAUUUAUAGUGCAACUGCCAACUGCCAACUUUUUGCUUGCAGCGUAACUGGCAUGCCUUAUGUUGUGCUUCCAAGAACAGGAGAAAGCCAUGGCUUGGAAUUGGAUGUGCUAUGAAGUCUAGUAAAAGGGGUACUGGAUUCAACUCCACGUUGACAGAUAAUUUGAUGGUCAUGCAUGGAUUCUCAUUCUGAUAUGGAAAGCUAGCUGAAAAGGAACCUGUCAAGUUAUUUGACAGCAAGAACUGAGCUAAGGGCAGAGAAGACAAGUUGGUUCUGCCUGGGGUCUGCUAGUCUUUGAGCUCCAACGAAUACUUUGAUGUUGUGGAGGCAUGCGUGCAAAUGGUUCUGCUAUUCUUUGGUUAGUAGAGAUUAGCUCUUGAUCUAAACAAUAGAGUUAGCUUAGUUGGAUUACAUAAUCAAUUAUUCUACUUUGAUUGCAAACAUGAAGCAUAGUAUACAUACUCAUUGAGCUAUAUUUAUCAAUUUUUUGUAGUUCUAAAGAAUAAGUUGUGUAUGAGCACGCACAAUCUCUAUUAAGCAUUGCGAAUCAAAAGUAUAAGAUAUAUAUAACUUUGAAAUAGUUUGAA